This is a messenger RNA of Aureobasidium musti, 861 nucleotides long. The record is from the annotation of a GenBank genome assembly. NCBI's taxonomy places the organism in Eukaryota, Fungi, Ascomycota, Dothideomycetes, Dothideales, Saccotheciaceae.
AUGCAAGCAGCCAAUCACCUCCACAAAACUCUUCAUAGUAAUACCCUCGCCCUGGGCGCCUGGCAAAUGCUACCUGGCUCGAACCUCUCCCGGAUCCUCGCUCGCACAAACCCCGACUGGAUCUGCGUCGACACCGAACAUGGAAACAUCAGCGAUACAGCUAUGCACGAAUCAGUAGCCGCCAUCGCAGCUUGCGGUGUCUCUCCCAUCGUCCGCACAGUCUCGAAUGAAGGCUGGAUGAUCAAGCGAGCAUUAGAUGCUGGCGCCCACGGCAUUGUGAUUCCUCAACUCAACAGUGCAGAAGAAGCCAAAGGUGUGGUUCGAGCAGCCAAGUUCCCUCCACAAGGCAUUCGAGGGUUCGGAAGUCCGUUCGCUAUGGAGAGAUUUGCGCCCAAAGGCGGCGAACCUGUUUCUGCGGCUGAGUAUUUGCAACAAGCCAAUGAGGCGUUAGUCACCAUCAUCCAGAUCGAGACUCAGUCAGCAUUGGAUAAUGUGGAUGCUAUUGCUGCCGUGCCAGGUGUGGAUGUCCUUUUCAUCGGUCCUUACGAUCUGGGAAACAGUAUUGGCUACCCCAUCCUUGCUGAUGGCAUGCACGACGAACUCAAGGCUGCCAUUGAGAAAAUCCAUACUGCAGCAAAGAAGGCUGGCAAGCAUUCGGGCAUCUACUGUACCGACGGUGAUCAAGCGAGACACUACGCAGACAGAGGCUUUACGAUGAUUAGUGCUAUGACAGACUCACUGGCUCUGGGUCAAGGCGUGAGUACUGCUCUGAGCAGAGCAAGGGGAUCGUGGGGUCAUGCGGCGUUGCAGGGUGUCAAGCAGGGUGCGAGCAGGAUUGUUUCUUCAACUUCCCCUUAUUGA